Molecule: messenger RNA, 735 nt
Organism: Menidia menidia (Atlantic silverside)
Lineage: Eukaryota; Metazoa; Chordata; Actinopteri; Atheriniformes; Atherinopsidae
Source: the annotation of a GenBank genome assembly
UACGAUGAGCUGGCCCACUACGGUGGGAUGGAUGGAGUCCCGGCGUCCAUGUACGGGGACCCGCACGCGCCCCGGCCGCUUCCCCAGGUCCACCACCUGAACCACGGCCCGCCGCUGCACGCCAGCCAGCACUACGGAGCCCACGCUCCGCACCCCAACGUAAUGCCCACCAGCAUGGGCUCCGCUGUCAACGACGUUUUAAAGAGGGAUAAAGAUCAAAUUUACGGUCACCCUUUAUUCCCACUGCUUGCACUGGUUUUUGAGAAGUGCGAGUUGGCGACGUGUACUCCGAGGGAGCCCGGCGUAGCAGGCGGCGAUGUCUGCUCCUCAGACUCCUUCAAUGAGGACAUUGCAGUCUUUGCCAAACAGGUCCGAGCAGAAAAACCUUUAUUUUCAUCGAAUCCAGAGUUGGACAAUUUGAUGAUACAAGCCAUACAAGUAUUACGAUUUCAUCUCUUGGAAUUAGAAAAGGUGCACGAGCUCUGCGACAAUUUCUGUCACCGGUACAUCAGCUGUUUGAAAGGAAAAAUGCCAAUAGAUCUAGUUAUUGACGAACGGGAUGGCAGCUCAAAAUCAGAUCACGAAGAACUUUCGGGAUCGUCGACUAACCUUGCAGAUCACAACCCAGCUUCCUGGAGAGACCACGAUGACGCCACCUCCACACACUCCGCUGGCACACCGGGGCCCUCCAGCGGGGGACACGCUUCACAGAGCGGUGACAACAGCAGCGAACAA